CUUCCAAAUAAAUCAUGUUCAGGGAACUGUUACAUUGUGUUGAGUCCAUGAUCAUUUUAUUGAGCCGCUAAAUCCAAAACUAUCAAGCUUCACGCGUGAAUUUCCAAAUAACAAGCUUCACCAAGCUGAAACACGGUGAACGAACGAAAAGCUGCUACAAAACCAAAGCUUUAAAAAGCCGUACAAGCCAAAUGCAGCCAAAAUAAUGUUCAGAACGCAGUACAAGCUGCUAUCCAUACCCAAAAUGCCAACACCGAAACUAAAACGAGACGCAUGCGUGCAAGCCAAACUACCUGCUGCAAGGUCAAGCGCAACUCAAAACGCACGUUGUAAUAGCAACUACACAAUCCAAAGCGCACAUGCCAAAACGCUGCAAGCUGCCAAACUCAGCUAUUCCACAACACAACUGCAGCGCAAGGCUUCUAAGUACCUGCUACAAGCACUUAUGCGCUGCACAAAGCCAAAACUCAAAGCAAGAUCAAAACGGCAGCUACGACAUGAAAACUCCAAGCUAUGUAAGCCUCAAGCUGCAGUGAAAAUCCAAAAGUGCAACAUAAGCUUACCUGAAUAUUUCUUACAUUCCUUCGUCUUCUCGAGUUCGUCGGUAACCAAGGAAUUCCUCGUCUUCGAAGACCAUGGAUUGUGGACGAAGGAAUACUAAAAGGUACAGUUUCAGAUGUCCUGAUUUGAAGGAAUUAAGGAAAUUGUCAUCCUUUGUAUUAGAUCCCUUGGAUUUCAAGCAACGUCAUGGGAAGCUUUUGUCUGUGUUAUCUACUGAUGUGGUUGAAGGACUUCUAAGUUUUUUGGUGCAGUUUUAUUACCCCUCUACUGGUGCUUCACUUUUCCUGAUUAUCAGCUUGUGCCUAUGUUGGAGGAGUAUGCCCAUCUCUCGGGUAUGCCCAUAUCUAACAAAGUACCUUUCAGUGGAUAGGAGGACAUUCCCAUAUCUCAUGUCAUAAUCGAAGCUCUUCGUCUGAAUAAAUCUGAGAUUGAUGCUUAUUUGGUGAAGAAAGGAGGUAUUCUUGGGUUGACUUCUGAGUUCCUCAUUGGUAGAGCCAUUGUUUUCGCUCAAGCCUGCAACAUGGAUGCUUUUGAAGCUAUAUUGGUAUUGUUCAUCUAUGGUUUAGCCUUGUUCAUCUAUGGUAUUGUUCAUCUAUGGUUUAGCCUUGUUCCCUACCGCAAGAUCAACCAAGCGCUGGAGUCGUCUACAAAGGAGCAUGACCUUACCAAGGAGAAACUAGCUAGGGCCUUGAGGGUUAUUGAAGAUGAGAAGAGGAGACAAAUCCUUGUGAGGGAUCAGAGAGAUGCCAGAACUAAAGUCCUUGCCACAGAAUGGGAAGCUGAGAAAGUGAAGAUCAUUGCCGAGAGAGAUCACUACCUUGCUGAGAGGGAUCAUUAUUCCCGACAGAUGAAGAUUUACCAGAACGAGGUGGGGAGAUUGCAGCAGGAGAACACUGAGCUUAGGUUCGCGGUGAAGUUUACCAAGAUGGUAGAUGAUGCAGAACCUUCUGUGGGGCCUUCUUCAGUGUAGCCUUUUGUUAUCAUUUGUGUUGA
Molecule: messenger RNA, 1554 nt
Organism: Lathyrus oleraceus (garden pea)
Lineage: Eukaryota; Viridiplantae; Streptophyta; Magnoliopsida; Fabales; Fabaceae
Exons: 2
Coding region: 206-661 (151 amino acids)
Source: RefSeq, a predicted model, not a curated record